AUGCCUUACGCCGGAGAUGCGUGUGAAAGCGCCCAGUUGACAAUCAUGAUGCUCAUAGCAGACGAGGCUGUGCAAGAAGCUCAACUUAUCAAGAACCUCGUCAACAAACUCUUUACUUGGGCCGUCCCGUUUGCCACCGCGUUAAACAGGAUUGUUGGGACGGGCAAAGACUCGUUGAAGUUGGAAGUGGAUUUGGAUACUGGGGAUCGUCAGCCGAAGCUCAUCGAGGACAUGGGCAUCAUCAACGCCCAGUACGGUUCCAUCACGGCAUGCACUACCGUCCUCGCCUCGGUGAUGACCAUCUUCUCCGGACUCUUCACGGAUACAAUGGGUCAGACAAUUGCCGGGAUUGUGUUUACCUCUUUCAGUGCACUCGCCGCGAUACUGUCUGCCGUGGCGAUUCGUCAGGAGUCGUAUGGGGUUCUGAUUGCGGCGAAUGUGAUUUCUGCUUUUGGAGGUACACCCGGAGUAUUGUUGCAAGAGUCCAUCGUAUCGCUUUGGUUCGUGAAGGGGAACAUCAUGUUUGCCAUGGCUAUCUCGUUGAUCAGCGUCAAACUUGCUGCAUUCAUUACCACGGUUAUGAUGAACCCCUUUGCCGAUUGGACCGGGUCCUACGGGGAUAACUACUGGUUGGCAAGAGGAUUCUGUGGGCUCAGUUUGGCAUUUGCCAUCGGCUAUGCCAUCUUGUUACAAAAGGCCAAGCAAACGGAAGUCUUCGCUUUCAGGAAACUCGAAUGGAGACACGCUAUCCCCUGGAGUAUUGGAAAUGUCCUCGUUGUUAGCUCCGUAGCGCUCCUUGUGCCUAUGGAAGGAGUCUUCACUGCUCUUUCGUUGCAGAAGAUCGCAAACGAUGCGGGACAGUCCGUCCUCGAUAUCAUUGCGGGUAUCAUCCAGGAUCACACGCCUGACCAAGGAUAUCAGUGUGCUUUAUUGUUUUGGAUCCUAUUAGGAGGAGUCGGUGCGAUCGUGGGAGUGCUUCUCGGAAUUAGCGAUAUCUUCACGUCCGAGAAGAUCUUGACACUCAAUGACAAAAGCAGAAAGGAACGCAUCUAUAGGCAUGACUUGUGA
Messenger RNA from Saitoella complicata NRRL Y-17804, 1068 nucleotides. RefSeq lists its product as uncharacterized. NCBI's taxonomy places the organism in Eukaryota, Fungi, Ascomycota, Saitoellomycetes, Saitoellales, Saitoellaceae. The transcript has 3 exons. The record is from RefSeq and is a predicted model, not a curated record. The coding region runs from base 1 to 1068 and encodes 355 amino acids.